UGACAUCAUCUGAGACAAACAGGAAACAGUUUCUUACUGUUCAGUUCUCAGUGAGAAGAGACUCACCGACAGACAGACGCUUGACUCAGAGACAAAAUGGCUUCCAGAUUAGAUGAAGAUCUCUGCUGUCCGGUCUGUCAUGAAGUGUUUUGGGAUCCUGUUACUCUGUCAUGUAGCCACAGCUUCUGUAAAGACUGUCUGAAGAGCUGGUGGAGAAAGAAACAAACACAGGAGUGUCCAGUUUGUAACAGAAGAUCUUCAAGGUCAGAUCCACCUGUUAGUCUGGUGUUAAAGAACCUGUGUGAUUCCUUCUUACUGGAGAGAGAUCAGAGAGCUUCAGAGGCUUUCUGCAGUCUGCACUCUGAGAAACUCAAACUCUUCUGUCUGGACCAUCAGCAGCCAGUGUGUGUCGUCUGCAGAGCUUCAAAGAAACACACCAACCAUAGAUUCAGACCCAUCAAUGAAGCUGCUCAAAAACACAAGAAGAAACUUCAGGAAACUCUGAAGCCCUUAAAGGAGAAGUUAAAGGUUUUUAAAGAAGUUAAAGUGAAGUUUGAUCAAACAGCAGAACACAUGAAGGUCCAGGCCCGACGCACAGAGAGGCAGAUUCAGGAUCUGUUUAAGAAGCUCCACCAGUUUCUAGAGGAGGAAGAGGAGGCCAGGAUGGCUGCACUGAGGGAGGAAGAGGAGCAGAAGAGUCAGAUGAUGAAGGAGAAGAUGGAGGCUCUGAGCAGAGAGAUAGCAGCUCUUUCAGACACAGUCAGAGCCACAGAGGACGAGCUGAGAGCUGAAGACGUCUCAUUCCUCAACAACUACAAGGCUGCAGUGAAAAGAGUCCAGCAGCGCCCCCUGCUGGAGGAUCCACAGCUGCUCUCAGGAGCUCUGAUAGACGAGGCCAAACACCUGGGCAACCUGACCUUCAACAUCUGGAACAAGAUGAAGGACAUGGUCUCCUACACGCCUCUGAUUCUGGACCCAAACACUGCUCAUCCAAGACUCAUCCUGUCUAAAGAUCUAAUCAGUGUGAGACCAGGAGAGGAACAGCAGCUUCCUGAUAAUCCAGAGAGGUUUGAUAAUUACUGGUCUGUUCUGGGCUCUGAAGGAUUUAACUCAGGGACUCACAGCUGGGAUGUCGAUGUAGGAGACAGUUCAUUGUGGUCACUGGGUGUGUUAGCAGAGUCUGUCCAGAGGAAGGGAGACAUACGGUCUGGAUUAUGGGCAAUAGUUCUUUACGAUAAAUACUCAGCAUUGUCACCAUCAGCUCCAACCACUGAUCUCGUAGUUCAGAAGAAGCUCCAGAGGAUCAGAGUGAAUCUGGACUGGAACAGAGGAAAGCUGUCAAUCUCUGAUCUUGAUACUAACAAACACAUACACACCUUAAAACACACUUUCACUGAGAGUAUGUUUCCUUACUUUUACACUUCAGGUAAACUGAAGAUAUCACCACUGAAGGUCUGUGUGUCAAAAAGAAAGGUCUGAUAGAGACUUUAGUUUGAAGGUGGUGAUUAGUCAACAACUCUUCACUUCUUAAAAGUGAACAUGUGUCCAUCGAUUUAUGUAGAUUGUGUACAUGCACGAGAAAACAAAUAAUGACUUCAGUUUGAAUUUUAUUUAUCCUUGUUUGUCAGAUAUUUUUAGCAGCAAACAAUUACAGGAAAUAAAGGGAGAAAAAAAUAGUGUAGCUGAAUAAUGAGGGUUAACAUUCAGUGAAUUAAAACUGAAAAGUACAACCUGAGUCUCCAGAGCUGCUUUAACUUCCUGUCUGUUCAACUGCACUUCCUGCUUGAUUAUCAAAAAGAGACAAAACCAAGUAUGAAUCCGUGCUUUUAAGUUGCUCUCAAUGUUUCACACAGUUCUUACAACUAUUUACAGGGAGAUAGAAAUAGAAACAACCAGAUAAAAAUAAAUAUUUACCUAAAGUGUACAUACAAGGUGAAAAAAUAUACAGGAAUAUUAAUAUCUAUAAAAAGCAACAAUGAACAACUACAUACAAUGUAUACAUAUAAGUCAAGUUUUUCUGUAAAUUGUAAAUUUAUUGUACUUUAUUGUGACAUUUUAACAACACCUAAUUAAAAUGGCCGAUAUGUUUUACUUUGAAAACCAUCAACCUGAAUUUAAAUCUUUAAUAUUUUCAUAUUAAGUAACAUGACUUCAAAUAAUUAUUUAUAUGUGUUUGAUACAAAAACUUUAGUUGAACAUACGAUGCUACCAGUAAUAAUCAAUCAAUCAGACUUCUGCUGAUCAGGUUACGUUACGUGGAACAUGAGGAGAAUUUUAAAGUCGCAAUAGAGGAACAUAAGUUUAAUGUUUUAAUUUGAUGGUUUCCAAACUAAAGUAAUUACUCAUAUUUAAUCAUGUUUGUAAGAAUACAAUGAUUAUGAUCUUUCUUUGCUUCCAUAAUA
Anoplopoma fimbria (sablefish) is the source of this 2402-nucleotide messenger RNA. Its product is annotated as nuclear factor 7, brain-like. Gene Ontology annotation, molecular function: zinc ion binding; protein binding. NCBI's taxonomy places the organism in Eukaryota, Metazoa, Chordata, Actinopteri, Perciformes, Anoplopomatidae. The record is from RefSeq and is a predicted model, not a curated record.